This is a messenger RNA of Populus nigra (black poplar), 1278 nucleotides long. RefSeq lists its product as uncharacterized. The record is from RefSeq and is a predicted model, not a curated record. The transcript is spliced from 4 exons. NCBI's taxonomy places the organism in Eukaryota, Viridiplantae, Streptophyta, Magnoliopsida, Malpighiales, Salicaceae. Bases 199 to 1023 code for a protein of 274 amino acids.
AGCGCGCGCUCGAGUCGGACCCCAACUCCCCCUUUAGGUUACCGUCCGUCACAAUAAAAAAGAAAAAAGGGAAAAAAACACAGAAAACAGCAUCCAUCCAUCCAUAGCUCGAAUCUCUUCUCAUCACUCUCACGGAUUAAAGAAACCCUUGAUUAUAUUUUUGGGCUUUUAGAUUGAUUUUAAAGUUUUUCAAACAAAAUGAAUAUCCAGCAGCAGCAACAACCGAAUCAAUCAAAACCGCCCUCCUGGGAAGCCAUCUCCAAGCACUUCUCUCUUCCUCUCUCCGAUGCCGCUAACAAUCUCGGCGUCUGUGUCAGUGUGCUUAAGAAAAUCUGCCGUGAGAAUGGUCUUGAUAGAUGGCCAUAUCGCAAGUACUUAGCUGGAAAGAGUAUAGAGGACAUUAGAAGGUAUGCUGCUAGAGAAAAAAUCAAAGCCAUUGCCGACCUCGCCAAGGCUGCUAACAAAAGUGGUAUCCAGCAGCAAAACAAUGAGAAUUCCAAACCUCACAAAUUGCAGCAACAAGGAACUAAGGAUGUUCUACUUGGGCGGCAACAUAUCACGCUCACUCCAGGGUUGGCAAAAGGAUUGAUGGGUUUGGAUGAGUUUAAAUAUGGAUUUCCAUCAGAUGGUUUAUCAACAGCUACGAAUAAAUGGUGGGGUAGCAGCCUGUCUGAUACUCAAAGGGCCACUGAUAGAGCUGGAAUUGAGACUGAUGAAGAUGACGGCCAUCAAUCUGAAGAAAAGGUAGAUGCUGGUACCAGUGUGGCGAUUGUAGACGAAGAGAAAGGUGAGAAUGGAAAGAUGGAGAGUAAUGAAAUUGAUCCACAAGGGACUGGUUUAUUAACGUCUGUUAGGAAAAGAGCUGUUGAAGAAGGGCGAGAAGCACUUAAACUUGGUGUCUACCGCACUUAUGGUGUAAACAAGUUAGGCAGGAAACAAAGAGCUUUGCUUCUUCGAAUAUUUGGAUCUUCAUUGCCAAAACAAUGGAUGCAGGACUUCAGUUCAAAUAGAGUUGGAUUAUAGACAUGAAUAACAGUUUUCUACUAAGAAUGUAUAGUGUCAGAUGUAAAACUGCCUUAAUGAGUCAUGAAUGUCACUAGCGAGGUUUUCCAUCCACGUGUUUCAAGUUGAAUGAUGAUCAUGGUUUUAUGUAACAGUCCGUAGAUCUAGCAGUAAUAAUCUUCUCGAGUAUAUGUAUAUGCUUGUCGCCUCUGCAAACAUUAUAUGUGACACUUAUUUUGUUUUUAUGAUAUGCUGACGUUUUAUUGCUUGAUUGAA